AUGGAAAAGGUGGCAUUCCACAAUACCACUGUGAUGCAAAGGAUAGGAAUGUUCCUGAUCAACCGUGGAUCUCUAAUAAAUUAUCAUCGGAUGCUGAAUAAUCUCUUCGAAGAGGAGCUUCUGCAAAACGAUCAGAAAAUCCGAGUGAUAAUGUUUUCGCCCCUAUUCACAAUAUAUAUUCUGGCCUAUGGAUAUUUUGCAAUUAUAAUAUUGUUAAUCUUGUCAUAUUUUGCACCUGCCUAUAUCUUCAUAAUCUACAACCUCUGUCACUUCCGUUUAACCACAAAUUACACGCUGCCAAUCAGCAGGGGAUACGGACACUUCUGGACCGUUCCCGAUAACUUUUUGUAUCAUUUUCAUCUAUUCUUUGAGACGAUCCUAGCAAUAUUCAAUGGCUUGACGUCGGUCAGCGUUGAAAACGUCUUUGGCUUUUAUGUCUACCAGUUCAGCUCGACAAUGCGCGCCAUGACUUUCAAGCUCAUGAAUCCUCCACACACUGAGAACUUCUCGGAUCUAUUAAGGACAUGCUUGGCAAAGCAUCAAAAAUUAUUGCAAUGCUGCAACACGCUAGAGCACAUUUUUGGACCUAUCAUUUUUUGGCAUAUUGGCACCAAUGCCGUGAUGCUUUGUGCGUCGUUAUAUGAGAUGUUAUCAUUGCCGAACUUAAAUUUUAAUAAUGUAUCAGAGUUUCUGACAUACGCGUUAGUAAAACUUCUCCAAACGUAUAUAUACACCUGGUAUGGUACGGUUCUCACAAGUGCAAGUGAAGACUUUCGUAAAGGAGUAUACUUUGGUGAAUGGUUUAAAUCGGGUUUAAACCGUCAAAUGAGGACUAACGUUAUUAUGAUGCUGAUGCAAAAGCCGAUGAUUAUAAACGCAUUUUACUUCCCUAUCGAUAUAACCAUAUUUACCAGUUUUGUGAAUGCUGCAAUGUCCUACUUCUUCCUGCUGCAAUCUGUUGGUAAUAAAGGUGAAUGA
Wasmannia auropunctata (little fire ant) is the source of this 978-nucleotide messenger RNA. RefSeq lists its product as uncharacterized. The transcript has 5 exons. NCBI's taxonomy places the organism in Eukaryota, Metazoa, Arthropoda, Insecta, Hymenoptera, Formicidae. The record is from RefSeq and is a predicted model, not a curated record. Gene Ontology annotation, cellular component: plasma membrane. Gene Ontology annotation, molecular function: olfactory receptor activity; odorant binding. Gene Ontology annotation, biological process: sensory perception of smell; detection of chemical stimulus involved in sensory perception of smell. Bases 1 to 978 code for a protein of 325 amino acids.